AAUUGUUUGUUUUUGAAUUUGUACAAAAUUCGAUAUUAUUUCUUCUAUUUCAUGAGACGACAGUAUUUUCGUGGUAUUUGAGACAAAUUGUUGGUAUUUUGUCGCUCUUGAAUUGCAGCAACACUGUUUACACACCACAGAAUUUCGUACGUUCGCACGUGUUUUGUUUUCUUUUCUAUUGGAAUUUGACAUUAGCUCGAAAGAAUUUCACAACAAAAAGCGUUGUGCGACAAACCCAUGGAGCACGUCAACUAUACCAGCAUCAGCCAGCUGGGCGCUGACGGCAACAGCAGUGCAAAUGCCGCGAUGAUACUUUGCUGCGAAUGUGGCGUCGCCAUACAACCAAAUCCUGCCAAUAUGUGUGUGACAUGUUUGCGGAAUCAUGUGGACAUUACGGAGAAUAUACCAAAGCAGGCGGUGCUGCAUUUUUGUCGCAACUGCGAACGGUAUCUGCAGCCGCCCAACGAAUGGGUGCAGGCAUCCCUUGAGUCUCGUGAACUGCUCGCCGUUUGUCUGAAGAAGCUCAAAGGACUCAAAGAAGUGAAACUGGUAGAUGCGGGCUUCAUCUGGACGGAACAGCACUCGAAACGCAUCAAGGUUAAGCUGACCGUGCACGGCGAAAUCUCCGGCGGCACUGUGCUCCAACAGGUCUUCAUUGUUGAGUUCACCGUACAGAAUCAAAUGUGCACCGAUUGCCAUCGCACCGAGGCAAAGGACUUCUGGCGCUGUCUGGUCCAGGUGCGUCAGCGUGCCGAAAACAAGAAGACCUUCUACUAUCUGGAACAGCUGAUACUCAAAUACAAGGCGCACGAGAAUACGCUGGGCAUCAAGCCGGAGCAUGGCGGUCUUGAUUUUUACUAUGUCAGCGAGAAUCAUGCCCGUCGCAUGGUCGAUUUUCUGCAAACCAUGGUCCCGGCCAAGGUGACAACAUCGAAGCGCCUCAUCUCGCACGAUAUACACAGCAACAACUACAAUUACAAGUACUCUUGGUCUGUCGAAAUAGCGCCCGUAUCGAAGGACAGCGCCGUCUGCAUCUCGAAGAAGCUGCGCCAGCAGCUGGGCAACAUUUCGCCCGUUUGUCUGGUGAAUCGCGUCUCAAGCAACAUACAUCUGAUCGAUCCAUUGACGGGACAAAUUGCCGAACUAACAACACAGGUAUAUUUUCGGGCACCCUUCGAGGCCAUCUGCAAUCCCAAGCAGCUGGUCGAGUAUGUGGUCAUGGACAUUGAUGUCAUACACGAAAAGGAUCGCAAAUGCUAUCCCGGCCAGGGUAUGUUGUCCAAUAAGCAUGCCCUCUGCGAUGUCUGGGUGGUGCGCACCUCCGAGCUGGGCAUCAACGAUAAUCCCAUACACACACGCUCCCAUUUGGGGCAUCUGCUCAAGGUGGGCGACUCGGUGAUGGGCUACAAUACCGGCGAGGCGAACAUCAAUGAUCCCGAAUUUGAUAAAUUGCCAUCGCAUCUGAUACCGGACGUAAUACUGGUGCGCAAACAUUACGAUCGACAGACGCGUCUCAGCCAGCGCCUGUGGAAGAUCAAGCAUCUGGCCGAUGAGAAGACCGAUGAGCGCAGCAAAUACGAUUAUCAUGAGUUUCUCGAUGAUAUCGAGGAGAAUCCCGAUAUACGCGGACACAUCAACAUUUAUCGUGAUAGCAAAAAGCCGCUGCCCAUCGAGGUGCAGCCGAGCGCCGGCGAUGUGCCCCAGAUAACGCUCGCCGAGAUGCUCGAGGAUAUGACGCUAGACUGUGCCGACGAUGAGAUGGGCGACCUCAGCGAGCAGCCGGACGCCAACGAGCUGCCGGAGCCGCAGCUAUAGAAAGUUUAGCUUUUUCUUUAUUUUUAUUACAUUUUAUUUAUGU
Molecule: messenger RNA, 1858 nt
Organism: Drosophila virilis
Lineage: Eukaryota; Metazoa; Arthropoda; Insecta; Diptera; Drosophilidae
Gene: Nmd3
Product: 60S ribosomal export protein NMD3
Biological process (GO): ribosomal large subunit export from nucleus
Cellular component (GO): cytoplasm; nucleus
Molecular function (GO): ribosomal large subunit binding
Source: RefSeq, a predicted model, not a curated record